UAAGUAAAGUAUUGUGCCGAGUUUUCUUAAAGAGCAAUUUAAUCGUAAUUAUUUUAUCAAGCAAUAAACUGAAUAAGGCGAUUGCUUAACAUGAUGAUCAUAGUGAAGACGACGUAGAUUUUCUUUGCCAUAAGUAUCCAGGGAAUUUCAAGACAGAUGCUGGAUUUCUUGGGAACUGAAAAAGUAAAUGAGGAAAAUUCAGUGUUCUGUCAUGUUUCAGUCCAGAACCUAUUGAGACAGUUGGAGAAAAUAUGAUGUAAUGUAACAGAACAGCAAAUUUUUAUGUGUGACUGGACACAAUGUUAACUUGUUCUUCUUCUAAAACUGUACAUGGAGCAUCGUCGUACCAGUGAAACUCAUUUAAAACCUAACAUCAUCUAUAGAGACAAAUGGAGAAAAAAUUAUAUAAUGUAACAGAACUGAAUUUGCAUGCACAUUUGGAGCCAAUAUUGCAUCAUUUAAGUGAAUGCAAUCUUUGUGCAUAAUUAAAGGCAACUUAAAUCAGUUAACAUAACAUAAUCUAUAGAGACGGUUGGUGCCAAUGUUAACACAAUCUAUAUGAACAACAGAAGACAAAUUUAAGUUAUUUAAUGGAACAUAAUCUUGAGGCAAAGAAAAACAGUGUUUUGUCAUAUAUAGAACAGAUGCUAUUGGAGCUGUUGGAAACAAUGUCCAUGGUAACAUUGGGCAGACUCUAAAGAAGCAGUGCUGAGACAGAAAGAAAAUUGAAGAAUUUAUUUAUUUAUGAAUGAAUGAUAAUUCUAUGAUAAAAAACAAGUAGUGUUUAAGUUACUGUUAAGCACUGCUCACUCUAUUUGCAUAUUUAAUUAAGUGGAAGAAUUAUACAUGAUUUUACUAGAUGGAUAUGUAAGUGAACUCACGAAAUAAAACUUACCAGUUAGCAGUUUAUUUUUUGACAAGAAAACCAUGGAGGCAAAACAUAUUGAAAAACACACCAAUACUGGGCCUUCUGUGCUUCCAUACAUGUGUGAAAUGUGCAAAACAUCAUUUCCAGGCAAAGACGCAUUGGAGACGCACAAGUGUGUUCAUCAAAAUGCUUCUCUUCAAAUUCAGUGUGAAAUAUGCAAAGUAUAUUUUUCAAACGAAGGAAAAUUUGAGGCACACAUGUUUGUUUAUCAUGAUGUUUAUCUUAAACAUCAGUGUGGAGUAUGCAAAUUAUAUUUUUCAACUGCUAAAAAGUUAAGGAUACACGCCUGUCACAAGCUUUUUCAUCAAAAGUCUUAUUUUCAGCAUACGUGUGAAUUAUGCAAAGAAUGUUUUUCAACUGGAGAAGAUUUAGAGAUACACAUGGCUGUCCAUCGAAAUUCAUUUCUUCAAUAUGAGUGUGAAAUAUGCAAAGCAAAUUUUAACAGCAUUAAAAGAUUAGCGAUGCACAAGCGUGUUCAUCAAGCAGAUGUCCUUCAAUAUGAAUGUCAAGUAUGCAAGGCUAAUUUUUCCGAUGAAGAUGCCUUAGAAAAACACAAGGCUGUUCAUCAAGCAUCUACUCUUCAGUAUGAGUGCAAGAUAUGUAAAAUAUCAUUUACACACAAAGAAACAUUAGAAACACACGAACGUUUUCUUCAUAAUAGUCUGCUGCCAUACGUGUGUGAGAUAUGCAAAACAUCUUUUUCGAAUAUAGACUCAUUAGAUAAGCACAUAAAUAUUCAUAAUUCUGAUGAACUUCCUUACUCAUUUGAAAAACGAAAAGAAUCAUCUACAAACAAGGCAACAAAUGCUUGCAAAGAAUCAUCUUCAAACAAGGAAAGAGAUGCAUGCAGUCGUGUUCAACAACAGUUUGAGCGUGAAAUUUGCAACAACUCUUUUUCAAGCAAUUAUACUUUGGAGACACACGAACAACAGUACCAUACUACAGUUCUUCAAUACAGAUGCAAGGAAUGCAAAACAUCCUUUACACAGAAAGAAGCGUUAGACAAACACUUGAGUAUUCAUGGAGAGGAACCUGUAAACCAGUGCAAACUGUGCAAGAAAUAUUUCUCACAACUUGGAGAUUUUAAUACUCAUAUGCUUACUCAUACUAAUGAGCGACCCUUUCAGUGUGAUCUGUGUUUUAAAAAGUUUACCUCAGAUAGACAGCUUGUACUACAUACGCGAAUCCAUACUGGAGAAGGAUUAUACGAGUGUAAAGUUUGCAUGAGAACCUUUACGAUGUUUUACGAAUUAGAGAGACAUAUGAGUAUUCAUAAGAAGCGUCCGUUUAAUUGUGAGUUGUGCUUAAAGGCAUUUACUCAAGAAGAACAAUUAAGGAGACUUGUUCAUGUUGAGAAACUUAACAAAUGUGAAAUAUGCAUAAAAAAAUUCAAAAACUCAUCAGAUUUAACUAAACAAACGGGUGUUCAUUACCAGAGUAAACAAUUUAGUGGAUUUUUUGAAAACAAUGACAAACUAAAAAUCCAUUCUAAUGAAAAUAAUUUCCAGCGUAAAAUAGGUUCUACGUCUUAUAAAAGCAAUGCAAAUUUAAAAGUCAAUGAACUUCUUCAAUCUAGUGUAGGAAAUUAUCAACAAUGUGACAUAUGUAAGAUUUCAUUCCAGAGUAAAAGAUACUUACACCAACACCAGCGCAUUCAUUUUGGUAUUGGACAACAUAAAUGUGACCUGUGCGGAUUAACUUUCCUGGUUGCGUCGCAUUUAGAGGAACACAGGUGUAUACAUCGGAAAGAAAGAUGUGUAUCUUCACAAACACCAUACUGAUGUCUGUUUUUAUUACUUAGACUUUUCGAAGAAAAGGUGAAGCUAUUGCACUUGCCCCGGUGUCGGCGUCGCCGGUGGUUGAAGUUUUUGAUAAAGUCAAUAUAGCUCUGUUGUUGUUAAAGCUAUUGACUUGAAACUUAAAAUGGUUAUUAUACUAUCAAAGACUGCACCAGGAGAAACAGUCCUCAUAACACUGAUGCUGACAAAGUUAAGUUAUGCCCCUUUUUAACUUUUUUUGGUUAAAGUUUUAUAAAGUUUUUACUUUCAAAGCUCAAAUUUAGAGUCAAGCACUGAGGAAAAUCGAGUGCUCUGUCUUGUUAAUGUGACAUUUUAGCUGUUGAAUCUAUCAAAUUUAAAAGUCCUCCAGCAAAUUAUGUUUCGUAACAAUAAAAUAGGGUUAUUAUACAUAUAAUAGUAGAUGUGUUUAGAUAUGUAAUUCUAGAAUCUGAUUCCAGAGGUAUAGAUCUGCAUCUCUAGACAAGCCUGAUUAUCUAGGAACAUAGCUUGAUUCUCUUUGUCCAGAUACCACCAGUUUGUCUUACCAAUGCAAGUUCUAUUCUGCAUGAUCCAUUUGGUGUUCCUUAGUUAUUAACGUUUAGAAAGAAAAUGGAAUUAAUUAAGUGAUUAUUGCUAUCUAUGAACCACUUAGGUUCAGCUAUAAAUGAAUGUCAAGUCUUUUUUUAUACGCCCGAAGGGGCGUUUUAUGUUAUGACACCGGUAUCCGUUCGUCCGUUAGCAAUUUCAUGUCCGCUCUAUAACUCUUGAAAACCUUGAAGGAUUUCAUAGACACUUGGCACAAAUGUUCACCACAUCGAGACGACGUGCAGAGCGCGUGUUUCGGAUGGCUUGCUUCGAGGUCAAGGUCACACUUUGGGUCCAAGAUCAUAUGACUUCGUUUCGUGUCUGCUAUGUAACUCUUGAACUGCUUGAAGGAUUUUAAAGAAACUUCCCACAAAUGUUCAAUUCCAAUUUUUCAGGUGUAUUGUGACAUAUCUGUAGCUGGUAAGGUUUUUUGGGACGUAGAAUUUUUUAUCUGUUGACUUCGAUUUUUUUGUUGAAUUUUACCCUUUGUUCUUCCUGUCCUUUGGGUUUCAACAGUAAAGUGCUUUAAAUUUUGCUCCCAACCUCCUCUGAUAUAAUACAUAUAACCCUUCGGGGGCGUAUAUUGCCCCGCUAGGCGGAGCUCUUGUUGAUAAUUCAUUUGCAUCUAUAUUAAAAAUAAACUAAAAAUAACCUACAUCACUUGAAAAAAAAAUGCUUUCAACACGCAUUGACAGCGCCAUACAAACAUAAUUAGAGGUAGGGAUAUAAGACAUUUCCUUCUUGUAGGAAUGUUUAGGUAAUGGACCCUUAAAAUUUUUGAGCAAUAUUCGUAUGUCUUUUCAGCAUUCUUUGGUUAUUACGAAUGAAAUAUGUUCUGUUAGAACCAAAGGAU
Mercenaria mercenaria is the source of this 4144-nucleotide messenger RNA. Its product is annotated as zinc finger protein 62 homolog. The transcript is spliced from 2 exons. Gene Ontology annotation, molecular function: RNA polymerase II transcription regulatory region sequence-specific DNA binding; DNA-binding transcription factor activity, RNA polymerase II-specific. Lineage: Eukaryota; Metazoa; Mollusca; Bivalvia; Venerida; Veneridae. Gene Ontology annotation, cellular component: nucleus. Gene Ontology annotation, biological process: regulation of transcription by RNA polymerase II. The coding region runs from base 928 to 2709 and encodes 593 amino acids. The record is from RefSeq and is a predicted model, not a curated record.